Messenger RNA from Lachancea thermotolerans CBS 6340, 1344 nucleotides. RefSeq names its product Gdi1p (gene GDI1). Gene Ontology annotation, cellular component: cytoplasm. The record is from RefSeq and is a predicted model, not a curated record. The transcript has a single exon. Gene Ontology annotation, molecular function: Rab GDP-dissociation inhibitor activity. Gene Ontology annotation, biological process: protein transport; small GTPase-mediated signal transduction; vesicle-mediated transport. Lineage: Eukaryota; Fungi; Ascomycota; Saccharomycetes; Saccharomycetales; Saccharomycetaceae. Bases 1 to 1344 code for a protein of 447 amino acids.
AUGGACGAGUCUUACGACGUUAUUGUACUGGGAACCGGGCUCACUGAGUGCAUCUUAUCAGGCCUGCUGUCGGUGGACGGAAAGAAGGUUCUACACAUCGACAAACAGGAUCACUACGGCGGUGAGAGUGCCUCCGUGGCACUGUCGCAACUGUACCAGAAGUUCAAGCAGAACCCCAUCCCCAAAGACCAAAUGGAGGCCAAGUUCGGGCGCGACAGAGACUGGAGUGUGGAUUUGAUCCCAAAGUUCUUGAUGGCGGACGGCGGACUGACUAAGAUUCUGGUCCACACAGACGUCACGCGCUACAUUGACUUCAAGCAGGUCGCGGGUUCGUACGUUUACAACAAGGGCAAGAUCUACAAGGUGCCAUCCAACGAGAUGGAGGCCAUUUCGUCUCCUCUAAUGGGAAUUUUCGAAAAGCGGAGGAUGAAACGGUUUAUGGAGUGGAUAAGUGAGUACCAGGAAGACGAUGUCAAGACGCAUCAGGGACUGGACCUCGACAAGAACACCAUGGACGAAGUGUACUACAAAUUCGGCCUCGGCACGUCCACAAAGGACUUCAUUGGCCACUCCAUGGCUCUUUGGACCAACGACGACUAUCUGCAGGAGCCCGCUAGACCCACUUUCGAGAGAAUCCUGCUGUACGUCCAGAGUGUAGCGCGCUACGGCAAGUCGCCCUACUUGUAUCCGCUUUAUGGGCUUGGUGAGCUGCCCCAGGGCUUCGCGCGUUUGUCUGCCAUUUACGGUGGCACCUACAUGUUGAACACUCCUGUGGAAAAGGUUCUUUACGACGAUGACGGGAAGUUUCAAGGUGUUGUCACUAAGGAGGGUACUGCGAAGGCGCCGCUAGUGAUCGCCGACCCAACCUACUUCCCAGAAAAGUGCAAAUCCACCGGCCAGAAAGUCAUCAGAGCUAUCUGCAUUUUGAACCACCCUGUUCCCAACACGAGUAAUGCUGACUCACUGCAGAUCAUCAUCCCACAGUCCCAGGUGGGAAGGAAGAACGACAUAUACGUCGCUGUGAUGUCCGACUCUCACAACGUGGCCUCCAAGGGUUUCUACUUGGCCAUUGUUUCCACAAUUAUCGAAACCGACACGCCUCAUGUCGAGCUAGAACCAGCCUUUAAGCUUCUGGGCCCCAUCGAAGAAAGAUUCAUGGGUAUCGCUGAGAUCUUUGAGCCAAAGGAAAGCGGUUCUACCGACAACGUAUUCUUGUCAAGGUCAUAUGAUUCGUCCUCGCACUUCGAGUCGAUGACCGACGACGUGAAAGACAUCUACUUCAGAGUCACUGGCCAUCCGUUAGUUUUGAAGAAGAGACCUCAGGAGGAGGAAGAGGAGGAAUAA